GCAGCCGACCCCCGCUCCGCGCGCGGGGCGAGCGGCCGCGGUGAGGCGCGAGGGCGGCGCGGGCGCAGCGCCAUGGGGGCCCUGACCAGCCGGCAGCACGCGGGCGUGGAGGAGGUGGACAUCCCGUCCAAUUCCGUGUACCGCUACCCGCCCAAGUCCGGAAGCUAUUUUGCCAGCCACUUCAUUAUGGGAGGAGAGAAGUUUGACUCCACACACCCCGAAGGUUACCUAUUUGGAGAGAACAGUGAUCUGAACUUUCUGGGGAACAGACCAGUAGCGUUUCCCUAUGCUGCCCCGCCUCCCCAAGAACCCGUGAAGACUCUGAGAAGCCUGAUCAACAUCCGGAAGGACACACUAAGACUUGUAAAGUGUGCCGAGGAAGUGAAGACCCCUGGAGAAGAGGCCAGCAGAGCUAAAGUCCACUACAACGUGGAGUUCACCUUUGACACUGAUGCUCGGGUGGCCAUCACCAUCUACUAUCAGGCCACGGAAGAGUUCCAGAAUGGGAUUGCCAGCUAUAUCCCCAGAGACAACAGCCUCCAGUCGGAGACGGUGCACUAUAAGCGAGGGGUGUGUCAGCAGUUCUGCUUGCCCUCCCACACCGUGGACCCCUCGGAGUGGGCAGAGGAGGAGCUUGGCUUUGAUCUGGACCGAGAGGUUUACCCUUUAGUGGUCCACGCCGUGGUGGAUGAAGGAGAUGAGUAUUUUGGCCAUUGCCAUGUACUGCUGGGCACUUUUGAAAAGCACACUGAUGGAACCUUCUGUGUCAAGCCCCUCAAACAGAAACAAGUGGUAGAUGGUGUCAGCUACCUCCUUCAGGAGAUCUAUGGAAUUGAAAACAAGUACAACACACAAGAUUCUAAGGUGGCUGAGGAUGAAGUAAGCGAUAACAGUGCUGAGUGUGUGGUGUGUCUCUCAGAUGUGCGGGACACCUUGAUCCUGCCCUGUCGCCACCUCUGCCUCUGUAACACGUGCGCUGACACGCUGCGCUACCAGGCAAACAACUGCCCCAUCUGCCGACUGCCCUUUCGGGCACUGCUUCAGAUCCGGGCCAUGAGGAAAAAAUUGGGUCCCUUGUCUCCCACCAGCUUUAACCCCAUCAUCUCAUCCCAGACGUCUGACUCGGAAGAGCAUUCGUCCUCAGAGAACAUUCCACCAGGUUAUGAAGUGGUGUCUCUUCUGGAAGCUCUCAAUGGGCCCCUCACCCCAUCCCCAGCGGUCCCUGCACUCCACGUGCUUGGAGAUGGCCACCUCUCAGGAUUGUUGCCCUCCUAUGGCAGCGAUGGCCACCUGCCCCCAGUCAGGACGCUCUCCCCGCUCGACCGCCUGUCUGAUUGCAGCAGCCAAGGAAUCAAACUCAAAAAGAGUCUCUCUAAUUCUUUACAGGGAUACUGGCUUCAGAUGCUCCUCUCCCUGGACUUCUGCAGGUCUGUUUCCCAGAAUUCUUCUGUGUUGCAUGAAGAGGACGAUGAGCGUUCUUGCAGUGAGUCAGACACCCAGCUCUCUCAGAGGCCAUCAGCCCAGCAUCUGGAAGAGGAAUGUGAUGUAACCCCAGAAAGUGAAAAUCUUACCCUGUCAUCCUCGGGAGCUAUUGACCAGUCGUCUUGCACAGGGACGCCUCUCUCUUCCACAAUUUCCUCCCCAGAAGACCCUGCCAGCAGCAGCCUGGCCCAGUCGGUCAUGUCCAUGGUGUCCUCCCAGAGCCAGCACUCCCAGAUCAGCACCGACACAGUCUCCUCCAUGUCUGGCUCCUACAUUGCCCCUGGCACUGAAGAAGAGGGAGAGGCCCUCCCUUCACCCCAGGCCGCCAGCAGGGCCCCCUCAGAAGAAGCAGAGGUGACACCAGCAGCAUCUCCAGACAGCAACUUCAUUGGCCUCGCCGCUGAAGAGCAGGAUGCAGAGGGAAAUGAUGUUAUAGAGGAAGAGGAUGGAUCACCCACCCAAGAAGAUGGCCAGAGGACAUGCGCAUUUCUAGGUAUGGAGUGUGACAAUAACAAUGACUUUGGCAUCGCCAGCGUGAAAGCACUGGACAAUAAGCUGUGCCCUGAGGUCUGCUUACCGGGGAGCUGGCAGGCCGAUGACAACGUUGUCAGUCGUCGGAACACACGGCACCGGCGCUUAUCAUCUGGCAGCCUGGAGGACCUUGAGGACAGACCCUGUGUGUGGGGUCCUUUGGCCGUCUGAGAGCCCCAGCCCUGCAACUGGGCUCCCUCUUGCCCCCACAUUCCAUCCUGGCCUCACGGGACUGCUGGCCCCCUGGGUGUCCUCAGCAAGACCACGAAGACUACAUCCAGACAAGCGCUGGACGUGGAGGUCAGCCUGUUCCUGCUCCCAGCCCAGCCUCCUCCAUAACCAUCACCCUUCCCCUCCCAGAAGGAACUAGAAGCCUCCUCUCUCCUUGUGGGCCAGAGCCUCUCAAUGAACUACAGCUCAUGAGACCCUUUGCAGAGACUCUGGAAUGUAUCCACCUCAGGUGGAGUCGAGGUCCACAGGCUGGUUGUUUCUCGUGCAUCUUUUCCUCCCUAGGAGGCAUUCCAAGAAGGCCUGGAGUUUUGGCAGCUUCAUUACAAACACCCAUCGGCAUUUUAUCUGGUCUCUAGAACAUCAUAAGCACUUUAGGGUGGGGUUGGGGGAUGGCUUCUGUGAGAAAGGAAGGCCAUUUUGUCAAGUUUCCCUCAGAAAGCAUUAGGAGGAGCUCCUUCUCAAGGAAGGUGGCAACCAAAAGGUUGGGUGAAAAAACAGUUCUUGCUUCUGGUCACAGAGCUAGUCUCCUGUGCCUCACGUGAUGUCUGCUUAGGAAGGAGGCCUUGAAUCCCAGAAUCUCCCAAUUAUGUGGUCACCCCAGGAGGGUUAUGAUCAGGUGCAUUCAUGAAGGCCUGGGACUCCAUCCUAAGGUGACUUUUCAAAAAACACAUCUUUGGCCACCUCUGUGUGCCAGGCACUGUGUUAGCUGUCUUAUAUUCUCAUAUUUCACCACUGCGCCCUGUCAGGUAGUAUUCUUAUAUCCGUUGUCCCUGUCUCCACCCCUUUUUGUUCAUAGUUGAGAAAUAGGCUGAGGGAGGGGUGGAACAGUGAUUCUCAAAUUGGUGCCCAGGAGGCUCCCGGAGCCCGCAGAGCUGGGGCCAGCGGUGAUCUGAGAGUCUCCCCGCUCCAUGUGUUGUCCUCCCCUGCCUUUCUGCUAAGCCUUGGGGGCUGGGGCGGGGGGGGGGGUACUCCUUCAUUAGGCUCUUUAGAGAUUCAGAAGUAUCAUUCAAAUCAUGUGCCCCCCAGCCCUCAUCAGCCCAGUGUAGGGCCUGUAGACAAAAGUCUGAAACAGCAAGGCCAGGCUGCAAGCUGUUGGGAGUUACUCCUCUGCUCUCAACACUGGUGUGGCCAGUGGGUUCCACAUAGUUCUUGGACAGAUGUGUUGUCUACUGGCUUUGGGAAAAGGUGGUCUUUGGGGGGAACAUGAGAUAGGGAAGCAAAGUUGGAUACAGCCAUUGUGAGGCUGAGAUGCAGUAGAGCCUUAGGCCCAGUCCAUCAUGAUGGCCUGUCUUCGUAUUCAGAAUUGUUACCCUGAAAGAGUUUUUCAGGGCCAUUUCCAAAACCCCAAAGAGAGCCCGGUGCCCAGGGAAUCUUUCGCACCUUCUGUGUGGCUUCUUUGCACUGUCAGGUGGUGGUGACCCUUGCCAGGCCCAGUGGUUAUGGCUCAGGUCCUGCCCUGGUUGGGGGAAGGCCCAUUGUCCUGACAGAUGUGACAUGAACCAAGCCUGAAUCUAGGCUUCUGUCUUGAGUCCUGCCGUGGACUCUGCUGCUUCAGGCCUGACUCCUUGUCCCUUCUUUCCCCCAGCUUUCUUCCAGCCCCUUUCAUGUUUGCGGUCGGAGCAAUAACCCCACUUCCUGAUUUCCUUGAAGUUUAAGCGCCAGGGAAUGGGGAGCUUCCCUUAGCCCAGGGCGGCAGCACACAGCCUCCCCUACUCUCCUGGCAGGUCACAUUCACAGUGUGCUGUCACCUGAGAUGAAGGAGAUGCAGGGUAAACAGUAGCCACAGUGGCCAGGAACCCUGAGAGGAAACCAUUAUCACCCUCUUCUGAGGAGGACCCGAGUGCUUCCUCACAGCACAUGCUGGGUCCUCCCUCCAGCAGGAGGCUCAGAAAGAUUCUGAAAGGCCUUGGUUCCGUAACCAAGACAUGCUUGGGUUGGAAAUGGCCCUUUCACUCCUGCUUCUCAGACCCAUCCUCCCAUCUCUCUCUCUCUCUCUCUCUCUCUCUCCUUUGUUCUCAUUUGGCUCGUAGGCAAGCAGAAAUAUCCCAUCCAAAGGAGCCGGUCUUUAGCCUGACCAGGGAACAGGGCAGCUGCCAACCCUACUGCCCCAGUCCAUCAUCUAGAGACCAUGGUGUUAGACGAUAGUGACCCAGAGAGAAUGGGACGGGCCUGGCUCUUCACCAGAGAGCACAGACUACCUGGAGGCCCGUGGCUCUUCCUGCCAACUCCCGUCUCGGGUCUGAGUGCUGCUAUGGCCUCGAGGUGGUGUGGUGAUCCUGGCCUCACAGAGUCUUUUUCCUUUUGCCCUUCCUCACCCACUUCAUCCAGCAGUUUAUGCCCACACCGGGGCAUCUCCUGGGCACAGACCCACACACUUUGAGCCGUCUCACCUGGGGAGAGCUACUGUCCCGCCCGCCUGAUCUCGGCAUGCUGGUUGAUCACUUCACUUUAGGACCUGCACACCUGGUGUGUGCUGGUGUGUGUGUGUGUGUGUACUGUUUGUGCCAUCUGGGUACCCCUCUCACUCCCCGGAGUACACUCAUGGGCACACUACAGUGAGGACAUCAAGGAUGCAAUAUUUAUGGAUUGCUGCAUGAUUCUUAAAAACGAAUAAAACUGUUUACAAGGGAA
Nyctereutes procyonoides (raccoon dog) is the source of this 4875-nucleotide messenger RNA. RefSeq names its product ring finger protein 157 (gene RNF157). Lineage: Eukaryota; Metazoa; Chordata; Mammalia; Carnivora; Canidae. The transcript has 19 exons. The record is from RefSeq and is a predicted model, not a curated record. Gene Ontology annotation, cellular component: cytoplasm. Bases 73 to 2184 code for a protein of 703 amino acids. Gene Ontology annotation, biological process: protein ubiquitination. Gene Ontology annotation, molecular function: ubiquitin protein ligase activity.